GACAGCCCAAUAGCGUCUUUAAUAUUACACUUGUUUUGUGUUAAAGUGGGAGAAAAAAUAUUUCAAGCGCACAAAUUUUAUUGAACAAUGUCUUCGACUCCGUCCAAUUCCGGGAGUGAAACCCUGGACACAUCUUCAACCCAGCGAACUCCAAAGAAAAAGCAAGGAAAUUUGCCAGCUUCAGGUGAUUCGCCCAUCUCAAAUUCUUCAUCUGACUUGAGCCGCAAAAUUGCCGAUUUUAAUGGAGAAAUCUUUGUUGAAAUUGCGGACCCCGGAAAACAACCAAAUUUGGACAAAUUAAUACGCUUCUUAAAUGCGAUGGAUUCUACGGUUGGAACAUUGGAAAAAAUUCGUCUUUCGAUUGAGAAGACGAAAGAUUUAGGCGAAAAAUUGGAGAAUACGGAACCGAUUGAGAACUUAGGCAGCAUGACAUGGACUCCAAGGAAAAAUAAAACAAAAACAUCUUCCAGUUCCGUCGCCAUUUACGAUCUCCUUGUUAGCGUUGGGUAUUAUUUUGGUGUCGCACGAUACGAAGUCCUUCGAGCUAUCAAGGCAAUUCAUGGGCCGAUUAGUCCAGCGAAAAGAGAUAGAUUGAAUCGUUUGUCAACAUUGACCAUUCUCCAUUUGAACGAAAUGAACAACAAACGAGGUGGCAUUCUGGGGGCAAUAGCAAAAAUCAACCAAAAUUACCAACCACGACCAAAUUUACUCCUAUCGGACUGUGAACAUUGUCCCAAUUGUAUUCGACUAUCGAAAUCUGAAAAUGAGCUUGUUGGAUGGUAUCGUACACAUGGACCAAGAGGAGUGAAAUAUUUUUUGGACAAGCCUCCUUCCACAUCCACAUCUGGAGAUAGCGCAAACACAAAUCCAAAUGCGAGCAUGCAUCAGCUGUUGGAUAUGCCGCCAGGAGGUCACAACGAUCCAAAUCACAUCAACACACAACAACAAAACAGUUCCCAGUAUUUGUCGUUUCCACAUGGUACCCAUGUCACGACACAGGUGGAUCUGAACCAAAUGCAAUCUAGUGUCAGUAAUUCAAGUGGUGUAACGAAUGCACCAUGUAUGUCGGCAUCGGAAGGAAACAACAGCUCAAUGGAUGAUGUCAGUGAUUCUUCGUUCGUUCAAUCCAAUGCAUACAGCUCGGGUUAUGGCGGAUAUUGAUCAAACCCAAGCAAAUGCUCAUCAAAAUAACCAGCGUAUGCUGCAACGGGCGUCAGAUCAUACAACGAUAAAAAUAACAGCAGAAAAUAAGACAAGUGAAAAAAAGGAUAGUUUGAUAAUAUCCUUUCUUGAUCUUUCGUUUCAUCCAUUUAAAUAUACUCAGUCGACCAUCUUUGUAUAGUUGGGUUUGUGUCACUGUUCAUAGAAAUCAUUAUUCACAUUAUUCACAUUUGACUUGACUGUGAUGCGGGUGUUUUGAAUUAUUAUUGCUAAAUUACGAAUUCCUGAUCAAAACAAAAGACUUGCAAAUAGAAAAUAUCAAUUCCAAUGUAAACAUAAUGACAAUAAAAUGUAUAGUAGUAAAUUUUGGCGUGAAUAAAGAAAAUAUGUGUUAGGAAA
Molecule: messenger RNA, 1560 nt
Organism: Sitodiplosis mosellana (orange wheat blossom midge)
Lineage: Eukaryota; Metazoa; Arthropoda; Insecta; Diptera; Cecidomyiidae
Exons: 6
Coding region: 88-1161 (357 amino acids)
Source: RefSeq, a predicted model, not a curated record